AUGAUUUCAUCUUAAAAUUUCGAAAGCGACCCUUAUACACUAAUUAUAACUAAAAGAUAAAUAUUUGGUUCUGAGAAUGAAUCUAAUUUGCAUAAAAUAAAUAAAUAGCAUUCUCUGAUGAAUUAAGAAGAUAAUUUAAGUCAAGAGAACAAACACUUGAAUUUUAUAGAGCUGAUUUAAUCAAGAAGUUCUAUGAUUCCAACAGUUAAAGUGGUAUCACCUGAAAAUGAAUAGAUUUUGUAAAAUGAGGAUGGGUUUUAUUUCUAAUCUAGUUUGCAUCUCAACGAGGGUUUGAAUCCAACUUGGCAGAAGGGAGGAUUGAAAAUAAUCAAUUACGUUGCGAAGUUCAUGUACCAACUGAAAACUAAAGCAGACAAACUAAAGAUUAAGCUUAUGAAUUAUGAGAUAUUUAUGAAAUUAGGGGAUAAAAGUGGUGAUUUUUAAAAUUUUAAGAAAGGCAAUCAGAAAUAAAAAUUAAAUAAUUUAAUUCAUCUAAUUUUUAAUAAGAUGAUUUUCUAAAUUAUUUAAAUAUGGAAUUUAAUCAGCCAAAGUUUAAAUAAAAUAGCCAUUAUCUAUCCUGAAAGUACUUUCAAGAUUAUUUGGGAUUCCGUUGUGGUAUGUUUCAUAGUUAUUAACAUAUUUUUCAUCCCUAUGAGUUUGAGUUUUGAAUUGGACAAAUCUAGUUAAAUAUCCACCCUAUUAUUUGAAACUAUCCCCAGUUACAUUUUUAUUGUUGAAAUCCUUCUGAACUUUAACACUGCUUAUUAUAGUUAAGGCAUUAUUCAUACCAAUAGGAGCCAAAUCUUUUUCCAUUAUUUAUCUAAUAAUUUCAUUUGGGAUUUACUAAUAGCAAUACCAUUUAUUUUAGCCUAAUUUAAUAUACCUUACAUUCAAUUUAUUUUGCUAUUGCGGAUAGCACGAGUGAGAUCUAUGAUAUAAAAUGUGGAAGAUCUAUUAAAUGCCAAAGAAGAGGUUUAGGCUGUAAUUGAAUUAGGAAAACUCGUAUACUUUUUAGUUUUAGUUGCUCAUAUGUGUAGUUGUGGAUGGCAUCUAUUGGGUAGAAUUGAGUAUGAGGUUUAUUAGGAUGAAAAUAGUUGGCUCAUCUAUUAUGGUCAUUAUGAUUAGUAGUGGUAUGAUAGAUAUAUAGUCUCAUUGUAUUGGAGUGUUAUAACAACAUUGACAGUGGGCUACGGAGAUAUUGUACCGCAAACUACAAUUGAAAGACUGUAUGUAGUUAUAGUAGCUAUGGUAUUAUGCGGAGUGUUUGGUUAUAUUAUUUCCAUGAUCGGAGAAAUCUUAAAGACUUUGGGAGAGAAGAAAGCUUUAUUGAAAAGAUCUAUGAAAAAAGUCAACUAAUACAUCAAAUAGAAGCAAUUAAAUAUCUAAUUAUCACUUAAAAUUAGAAAGUAUUUUGAAUUUAAACAUCAAAUCGAUGAAUAAUUAUAAGAGUAGGACGAUUCUGUCUUAAAUAAAUUAAGUGGAUCAUUAAAAUAGGAAGUACUGAUUGAUAUCUACAAACCAAUUCUAAUGAAAUCGAAAUUCCUAAAGGAGAAUAUCCCAGAUUAUCUAAUAAAUAAUUUAUGCUAAAGGAUUAAACAGGCAACAUUUGCCCCAGGGUUUGAUAUAGUCAAUGUGUAUGAUCCAGCUACAAAGUUGAUAUUCAUUUUAGAUGGCCAAGUUAAUAGUUACUUUAUUUCUAAAGGAUUUGAUGCUUUAUAGAGAAAUGAAAAGGAAAGUAACUCUGGGAUGAUGCAACGCAAUUAUUAAAGAGGUGAUAUCAUAGGAGAAUUAGAAUUUAUUAUCAAUUCAUCCUAUCAAUUUUACUUUAAGGCACAAACGGUUUUAUCUAUUGUAUAUAUUGAAAGAAGUGACUUCUUAUAAGUUAUCUAAGAAAAUGAAGAAUGUAGAUAAAAAUUUCAUCAAUUAAGGGAAAAGUUAACCUAUCAAAAAACGUAUGGUAGAACUUGCGAUGUUUGCAAAUGGACUCAUAGAUAUAAGGAUUGUCCAUUUGUAUUCUAUCAAACAAAUAUUUAUAAAAUAGCAAGAAAUGCAAAUAUAAGUUAAAAUCACUAAAGACUUAAAUUUGAUAGGCCGAGAGAUACGAGAAAAAAACAAACUAACAAUGAUCAUUACAAUAUAUUAAAUUAAAGUAUUGACUUUAUUAUAAAUAAUGGAUACUUAAAUGAAGAUUAAUUAAAUGAAUCCUAUCUCAUUAAACUAGGAUUUGAUAUCUAAGAAGGCUUUUAUGAAAAAUCUAUAUAAUCUCAAGAGAGCUAGUCCUAAGAGUCUCAUUAAUAGGAUAAUCAUUCUGUAGCCCAAAGGAAAUGUUCAUCUCAAAUUGAAAAAGUGAGAGCAAGCUUAAAGAAUUAAAAACUAAAAUCAGGAUUAGGUUAAAAUCAAAAUUUGACUAGAAAUUAAAAUUUCGAUGAUGAUUCAAAUGGAACAUAGUACAAUCCGUAUUUCUAACUCUAACGUAAGACUGAAAAUGAAAUUCAAAUUGAACCUAAAGAAUCUUCCAAUUCAAACCCAUUUUCCAACCAUCGUAAUCUAACCAAUAAUACAAUAAAGCAGAAUCACAAUCUCCAUUCUUAAGGAAAUUUAAAAUCUUCAGUUGCAAAUCACAUAGCAAGAACAGAAACUUCCAUGGCCAAAAAGUCCCUUAUAAGUUAAUAAAAGCCCAUUCAUCAAUCUUUGAAAAUAAACAACAAUAAUAAUAAUCUAGAAAAUGAUACUGAAAAGAGCCAAUAGCAACAUUAAUUAUAACCUGGUGGAACCAUUUAUUAUAUUCCAGAACUAGAGUUUGAUAAAAUGAAAAAUUAUGACUUCUAUUUUCCACAGUUUAAUGUUGUGAAUAUUUUAGAGUCUUUGAAAAAAUAUCGCGUUAAUUAAUUUAACGAGAUCAAAAAGAAAAAUAUUAAGGAAAAAUUAAAGUCAAUCAGAUAAAACAAAACUAUGAGCAAAUGCUUUAAUUCAUCAUUCAGAAAUGUAGAUGAAAGUACUUGA
This is a messenger RNA of Paramecium tetraurelia, 3003 nucleotides long. RefSeq lists its product as uncharacterized. The record is from RefSeq and is a predicted model, not a curated record. Gene Ontology annotation, molecular function: voltage-gated potassium channel activity. Gene Ontology annotation, cellular component: membrane. Gene Ontology annotation, biological process: regulation of membrane potential; potassium ion transmembrane transport. Lineage: Eukaryota; Ciliophora; Oligohymenophorea; Peniculida; Parameciidae. The transcript has 4 exons.